ACGUAUGGUUACGUAAUGACGUAAUGCGCACCAAUUCCUGCUUGUUGAUUGGCUGACGAAACAGAGGUUGAAGGUGACAACUUUUGUCAGCUGUCAACAGGGAAAUACCACUUAUUUCAAUUUCAGAACGCCCUUCCUUCGUUUGGGAUCGCACUAGGGUGUCCUUAUAACUCGUUUACUGCAGGUGAAAGUGACACUUGAGUUAUGAGCAGUACAGUCCAACAGAUCACUGUGACCACAGACCCAGGAACCCCUUACUUUCUGUGUGUGGACUUUGCCAUGGACCUUGGUGCUGGUUUCACGCUAGUUCUUUCUGAUGGCAGCUCUGCCUGGAUUGGAGAAGUUUCAGAAGACGACGUGACGAGAGAGGCUAAUGACAUGAAGGUCCAGCGAGAGAGAUAUGUUGAGGAUCUUCUUCAAGCACUGACUGGAAGUCGACAGGGAAGCGGAGUAGGGAGGAGAGCAGAUGACACAGACGUGUGUUUUUUCCAGCUCACUCCGGAUCGCAGUCGACUCUCAUAUCACAAAGUUUGUGAUGGUGUUUCGGUGCACUUGGGUUCUUUGAGGCUUAAGCCUACUCCACACCCCUUACAGUUGAAUCGAGAGAUGAUUGGUCAGUCGAUCAAAUGCAACAUCAGCCUGAAACAACAAAACUUGCUGUUGCUGGAGGAGAACCGUAAACUGAAAGAGGAGCAUGAGCACAUACUCCGAGAGCUUGAGCAGAAGGUUCAGGAUAAGGAGACAAUGGAAAAUGAGCUUUACUCUCAUUUUGUCAUGGUGCUAAAUGCAAAGAAGGCCAAGAUCAAAAGCCUACAGGAUUCUCUCCAGCAGCUCCAACCGAUAGCCGGCUUUCACAGGAAACAAAGGAAAAAUGAGACGGCUCAAAGUGAGGAUGAUAGCUGUCACAGAAGAGAGAGAAGCUAUCCUUCACUGGAACCAACCAUCCUCACCUCAGGACAUAGUGAGGUGAGCCAGGGAUUCUCAAUGGACCACGCCAUGCCUCUUGAUGACAAUGUGCAAACAAGAAGGAAACCAAUGGAAACACUUGACUGUCAGAUUCCAGGAACGUCUGAUAUGGAAUGAAAUCACAGGUUUAUCAGACAAUCAAUGAGAGACAAUGAUCGAUGCCUUGCUUCACUUAAACAUUACAUUAAAAACAACACAGGUGACAUUACAGGUGUUUACUAUGCAAAGAAAUGCUGCAAAUUAUUACAGUAGUUUAAGCAGUGUAUGUGCUAUGUUUUAAAUGUUAUUUGCAAAGAACAAAAUCAGCAACAAGAAAAAUCAAAUGUGAGAUCCAUGUUCAACAUUUUUAAUAUUCAUCCCUGAAUUGGUCUUAGGGAGUCAUGCUUUUAUAGUUUGUACUGUAUUACAGUCUAUGUUUAAUUACACAUCCAAAGAAAUAUCGAAUAAAUGUGAAACAUAUUUCAGUUCUUUGUUUCCUCUUCUUCAGUGAAACGACAUCCAUGACUCAGCAUGAACAUAAAACUCUAAAUCAAAAGCAGUUGGGAUGAACUAGCUGCCUGUGGAGCAAUGUCGCAAGGUUCUUUUGGCUGGUCAACCCCGCUCCCCACCACCAGGCCUUGAGGGGGUCCUCACAUUUGAUCCAAGAUUGUUUCUGAGAUUCUAAGAAACAAUUUCACAUCUGGAUUGUUUUAAUUGUGGCUCAGCCGUCAUGGAGACAUCAGCGCUGCUGUUAAGGCCUGUGCUCGCACUGAGAAAAAGAGGAACUAAAAGCUUCCCCUGAGGUCUCUUGGGACUGGAUGGCGUUGCCGCUAAUGACUUGGAGAACACAGUCAAGACUCUACAAAAGGAGCAUGGAAGUAAUUUCUCAACAACUCGACGUUGCACUGAGCUCAGCGGACUUGGCUUUGAGUGAGAUCGACAAGAGAGUAACAUCUUGUACAGGAUACACCCAGAAUACAUGGCGUCAUCACUAAGCAACCAGUGUUGCUUUGUUGCAGUGUAUUCAUCAUGACAAGCUCAUUUUACCCCUUCCCUCCUCACUAUUUAUGCAAAAUAUAUACCACAUCCAACACAAGUCUUCAGAAUGUUGUUCCAUUGUUCCUUGACCCAAAGAAGUUAAAGGGUGUUCGGCUGAAAUUAAUAGGGUUCUUUAGUCUCUCGCUUUCCUCACCUCCUCACCACUCCCCUUAUCUCGGCUACCAGCUUCAGGUCCUGAGGUCAUCACAGUCAGUCUCCUCGCUGACAGUAAUGAACCUAAGGAAACCUGCUGACAAUCCUUGCAAGUCAGACCAUUCAACCUUUGACUCCUGGACCUCCCAGCUGUCCUUUAUGAUUCCGACUGAACAUACAAGCCUGCUGCGAGGCACCACGUGGCCGCCGUGAUAAUCCCGCUGGACAAUCCCCAUAGGAAUGUCUUUAUAAAGCCAAUAUCAUAAUGUCUUUUUCGUCCACAUGUCUAGAUCAGUGCCAGAAUAUAGUUUAUAGAUGACAGUAUAAUAUUACUAACAUUUUACGAUGUCGCCGUAAGGGUUUAUGAGCACAAUUCAUACACAAUGUAAUUCAAAGUUCUUUAAAGAAAAUAAAGGUAUCAUCAUAAAAUCAUUCUAAAAUCAUCACAUAAAAUUCCAUAAAUCCUUACAUAAAACAAACAAAAUAAAAAAAAUGCAGAUAAUAUACAUCCAGUUAUCAAAUGCACAGUUGAAUGUGUUCCGUUCUUUGUGGUGGACAAUAAGUGACAUCGGAGGUUUGCAGUUGAGUUUUAGCUGGUUUACGACCACAGUGCGACAAUUCAAACCUGCAAUAAAAGCCUGUUGUUUCGGGGGAUCAAUUUAGUUAAUUUCACCAUUUUUAUGCUUGAAAAUGCUUAACUUGGGCAAAAAAAAUGUUUUAAUUAAUCAUGUAUUUUUGAGAAAACUUAAUAGAGUGAACCCACGAUGUGGCCAGCGACGACUAUAUCACAUCCUCAGCAUGUUAAUAGGCUAAACAAAUGAAAGUGCUUUUUUAAAUUAUAUAUCAUCAUCAUCAUUUAUUUCUACCUUGCACCUGUCGAAUUCCCAUCAUUUCAGAAAAUGACAGCCGUCUUCCUGCUUUCCAGUCGCUGAGGUGCAGGCAGACAGAGUGAGCUUUGUCUGGUUCUGGCUCCAGUGUGCGCUCACUGUAAUGUCUGAAACAGUUUAGCCUUACCCUAGCAACUUUUUCAUACCAAGCCAGACUACUUGUGUCCAAUAUCGAAAACUGAAUCAUGUACAUGAAACAAAACACUCAGCCUUUGGGCAUAUUGGCAUAGUUGUUGUCUUGCUGUUCACUGAACAUAUCAGUCAGUAGUGUUGAUGUGCAUCGAAAAUGUCUAUCUAUAUGUGCCCUGUGAUUGGCUGGCAACCAGUCCAGGGUGUACCCCGCUUCUCGCCCGAAGACAACGACAUUUCGUUGGCAAUUUCACUGCUGUGUUAUUGUGCAAUGACAAUAAAGAAAGUCUAUCUAUCUAUC
Messenger RNA from Doryrhamphus excisus (bluestripe pipefish), 3453 nucleotides. RefSeq names its product DNA repair protein XRCC4-like. Gene Ontology annotation, cellular component: DNA ligase IV complex; nucleus; DNA-dependent protein kinase-DNA ligase 4 complex. Lineage: Eukaryota; Metazoa; Chordata; Actinopteri; Syngnathiformes; Syngnathidae. The record is from RefSeq and is a predicted model, not a curated record. Gene Ontology annotation, biological process: immunoglobulin V(D)J recombination; positive regulation of ligase activity; response to X-ray. Gene Ontology annotation, molecular function: DNA binding.